Nicotiana tabacum (common tobacco) is the source of this 876-nucleotide messenger RNA. The record is from RefSeq and is a predicted model, not a curated record. NCBI's taxonomy places the organism in Eukaryota, Viridiplantae, Streptophyta, Magnoliopsida, Solanales, Solanaceae.
AUGCCUCUCAACUCUAUUCUGGUAUGUGAAAUUUUUGACGUUUGGGGCAUUGACUUCAUGGGCUCGUUCCCAUCGUCGCAUUCUUAUGAGUAUAUCCUAGUAGCCGUUGAUUACGUCUCUAAAUGGGUCGAAGCAAUCCCUACUAGGACCAAUGAUGCUCGAGUGGUGUGUGAGUUCUUACGGAAGAACAUCUUUACCCGCUUUGGGAUACCUCGAGUGAUUAUCAGUGAUAAUGGGUCACACUUUGUGAACAAGCAGUUUGCUGCACUGCUGUCCAAGUAUGGGGUCACACGCAAAACAAGAACCUCGUACCAUGCCCAAACUAGUGGGCAAGUUGAAGUGGCUAACCGUGAACUUAAACGAAUUCUUGAAAAGACGGUUAAUGCUUCUCGUAAGGAUUUGUCAGUAAAGUUGGAUGAAGCUCUAUGGGCGUACAGAGUUGAGUUCAAAACAACCAUAAGGACUUUACCAUUCAAAUUAGUGUAUGGAAAAUUGUGUCAUCUACCUAUUGAUAUAGAACAUAAUACUUAUAGGGCAAUUAAGAUGCUUAAUCUUGAUCUUAGUCUUGCAGAUGAGCACAGGUUAUUGCAUAUGAAUGAAUUGGAUGAGUUUACACAGAACGCGUACGAAAAUGCGAGAAUCUUUAAGGAAAAGACAACGAGGUGUCAUGAUCAGCUGAUUAAGCCAAAUGAGUUUCAUGAAGGGGACAAAUCCUUACUAUACAAUAGUAGACUUAGGUUGUUCCCCAGAAAAUUCAAGUCAAGAUGGACAGGUAUGUAUGUGAUGAAACAUGUCUCACUGUAUGACGCCAUUGAGAUACAAGAUGAGGAGGGGAAUGGGAGAUUUAAAGUGAAAGGGCAUAAGUUGAAACCGUAA